UUAGUUUGGAGACAAAUGGUACACCAUUAUUGAUCAAACAACUCCAAAAAUUAACAAAGCAGGAGCUAUUGAUUUGUGUACACAUACAGAUAUAUAAUAAUGGGCAUUCCAUUCCAUUAUUAUUUAUUUCCACUCAAAUUUCAAGGAAAGAGGAUGUACAGUAUACAACUCUUAUAUUCUUCUCUAUCUGCUUCUUUCUUUCUUUUGCCUUAUUCAUCAUUCUUCAUUCCCUACUUGCUUUGCUAUUCAAUAUGGCUGUUGAAUUGGUUGCUGGUGCUUUGCUCUCAGCCUCACUUCAAGUUCUGUUUGAGAGAUUGUCUUCUCAAGACAUACCCCAGCUGUUCCAAGGAAAGCAAUCCAUUCUGAAGCUGCUGGACAAGCUCAACACUAGGAUGUUAUCAGCUAACAAACUGCUCAAUGAUGCUGAGGACAAGCAACUUCGAGAUGACAAUGUCAAGAAGUGGCUUUUCAAGCUUCAAGAUGUCGUCUAUCAAGCCGACGACUUGGUGGACAUGAUGGACUAUGAAGCUCUGCGAUCCAAGCUUACAAGCCGCACGACCGAGGUAUUUCACCAACUGAAAUCCAUGCCACCUUUUGUAUUCAACAUUAAAAAAACUGUACGGACUGGUGCCACUGAGAUCCUUGUUCAACUAGAUGAUCUUCUUGCUCAAAAGGAUGCUCUUGGCUUGAGAGAAGGCCUUCAAAACACUUCUUCUGUAUGCCCUCCUGCUCCUUUACUCGAACAAUCUGAUGUUUAUGGAAGGCAUGCUGAGAAAGAAGCCAUUGUUGAUCUGUUGCUAAGAAGUGAUGAUGUUGAUGGUGGUACUAACGUUUCAGUCAUCCCGAUUGUCGGGAUGGGUGGUGUUGGAAAGACCACUCUUGCUCAACUUGUUUAUGAUGAUGUUCGAGUUAAAAAUCAUUUUGAGCUAAGAGUGUGGGUUACGGUGUCAGAUCAGUUUGAUAUUUCAAAGAUAACAAGAGAGAUCUUGGAGGGAGUCACUUCUAGCAAAUGUGGAAUCGAGAAUCCAGAUGAAAUUCGAAGAACACUGAAGGAAGCGUUGGUGGGGAAGAAGUUUAUGUUUGUUCAUGACGAUGUUUGGAAUGAGUCUUAUACUUCCUGGGACUCUUUGAAGAGCUGUUUCGAUUUUGGAGCAAAUGGAAGUAAAAUUAUUGUUACUACUCGGAGUGAAGUUGUCGCCUCUACUAUGGCCACUGCGAAAAUUCAUCAACUCAACAUUUUGUCAGAUGAAGAUGGUUGGCAGUUAUUUGUCAAACAUGCCUUUGGACCCAACGAUGACCUCGGUAAUAAGUACAAAGAUUUGGAGGAAUUGGGUAGACAAAUAGUAGGCAAGUGCAAAGGUCUUCCGCUAGCAAUAAAAUCUGUUGGUGGAUUAUUGCGCUCUGAACGAAAUGCCAAGAAAUGGAAGGACAUAAUCAAUAGUGACACAUGGGAGGAGCUGUACAAGAAGGAGGGUUCCAUUCUUCCAGCUUUAUGGUUGAGUUACCGUCACUUGCCGGGACAUCUGAAGCGUUGUUUUGCAUAUUGUGCUAUAUUCCCUAAAGGUUAUGAAUUUGGAAGAAAAGAACUGAUUUUGCUGUGGAUGGCUGAAGGCUUUUUGCAAUGUGGUGAGAAAAGCAAAAAGUUGGAGGAGCAAGGGGAAGAAUGCCUUGAAGAUCUUUUAUCGAGGUCAUUGUUUCAACAUUCAAAGAACACGAAAAAAUCAUUCCUCCAAAUGCAUGACCUGGUACAUGAUUUAGCAAUGUUUGUAUCUAAUGACUUUUGCUUUAGGUGGGAUUGGAGAUAUGACUUAAUCAAACUUUCAACAAAAACUCGUCAUUUGUCAUAUUUGAUGCGGAAAUACGUCGUGGGCUUGCAUAAAGCCAAGAACUUGCGUACCUUUCUAGAAUUGUCAACCAACCCAAUGUUUCCCUAUGACAAGACGUACAUCAAGUUUGAUAUGUUGCUUAGAAGAGGAAGUUGUCUAAGAGUACUUUCUUUAAUUAGAUGUUCUAUGAAGAAGCUACCUCAUUCAAUUGGCAAUCUAAAGCAUCUAAGGUAUUUAGAUUUAUCUCUCUGUUGUAUUAAGGAAUUACCUGGUUCAGUUUGUGAUUUGUACAAUUUACAGACUUUAUUAUUAAUUGGGUGUAAAGAGCUUCGUCAGUUACCAAAUAAGAUGGGAAGGUUAAUCAACUUGCGAUAUCUAGAUAUUACGGAUGUACCUCUAGAAGAGCUUCCCCGUGAACUUAGUACUAUAAAACACUUGUAUUUCUUAUCUGAUGUGAUUUUGAGUAGUGGAGGAUUUAAUAUGAAAAACGUAGGAGAGCUUCAGAACUUACGUAGUAUUUCUGGGUUGGAAAAUAUCAAGGAUGCAAGAGAAGCUUCAGAAGCGAAUAUGAAGGAUAAGAAGUGCCUUUCGAAACUGACUUUGAGGUGGGAUGUUUCCAGUGUAACUAAUAAUUCACAGAAAGGAAAAGAAGAGGAUAUACUUGAUGCACUUCGUCCACAUACAAGCUUGGAGCAUCUUGUGAUUCAAAGUUACAGAGGUAGAACAUUGUCGAAGUGGAUUGGAGACUCUGCAUUUUGUAAGUUAGUAUCAAUCCAGCUUAUGGGUUGUGUUGGUUGUUGCAUUUUACCCACUCUUGGGCAGCUACCACUUCUCAAAGAUCUCUCAAUCGGAUGCUGUAGUAGUGUGAUCUCAAUAGGUGAUGAUGAUGACAAUUACAAAGGCCCUCUAUUCAAAUGUCUACAAGUGUUGAGGAUUUCAGAGAUGUAUGGGAUGAUAGAUUGGUCAUUUAGUAGUGAAGCUAAUUUCCCUCUUCUUAAAACACUCAAACUGAGUUGGUGUCCAAAGCUUAAAGUUGGGUUACCGGGUUGUUAUCUUCCAUCCUUGGAAUCUGUGGAAAUCAGCAACUGUGAACAAAUGACGGGUUUGGUCCCGAGGAGGACAGAAACUCAACAGACGGUUACAAGCACAGCUCCCUCUCUUGCCUCCAUAUAUAUAGAGAAAUGCCCAGUGUUGGUAUCGCUUCUAGAGUGUGGAUCCAAAGAAUGGGAAAGACUCCUUCCUACCACUCUGAAAGAACUUCACAUUAAGGAUUCUAGUAUGCUUAAAAGCCUAAACGGCAAGGCCUUUCAACAACUCACAUCUCUUGCUAAAUUAUCUAUUGAACUGUGUCAUAGUCUGAGGUGCUUGCCAUCUGAAGGGCUGCCUACUUCUCUUACUUAUCUAUAUAUAUACGGAGCCCAUUUGUUAGAACAAAGGUGUAAGAGAGGAGGAGAAGAUUGGCCUAAGAUUCCAAAGGGCUCAACAGUGCGGUUGGACAAUACAUGGACAACAAGAUGAUUCUUUUCAUAAUUGUGCGGUUGGAAAAUGAAAGCAACACAACAAAGCAACUCCAAUGAGAUAAUAAUGAAGCUGAAGAUGGAGUAGUAGUACUACUGGCGUUAUUAUUGCUUUGAUUCUUAUCAUUAAAGUUUUUUUCUUCUUCUUUUAUGUGUGUAAUCCCUCACACUUGUUUUUGAUCCGAUGGACAUUGAGAUAUGUAGCCUCAAAAGUCAAAUCAUUGUGCUAAGUUUUCUAUAACAUCAAAUGAUUUGAUUUGCUAGUUAUUUGUUGGUUGAAGCCUAGAUUUUAUACCCAAGACAUGUACUUGAGAGUUUUGAAACAACUUAAAAUCUUACAUCUGUAAUGGUAUAUUAUUUAAAUAUUGUGUGCUUUUCAGUGUUAUUCUAAGAAGUCCUUUCUUCAAGUACUUCUAUAUUAAGGUACUUUAAAAGCUAUUGCAUAUUGUAUUGGUUUAGAUUUUUCUUCUUGCUCUAGAUCUUGGUACAUUUACAUGAGCUCCUUUCUUUAGAUGCUUUAGUGCCCAAGUGAUUGGAGAGGAGAGACAACAGAGUGAGUCACAUGUUCUGUUCAUUUUUCCCGAACUG
Cannabis sativa is the source of this 3931-nucleotide messenger RNA. Its product is annotated as putative disease resistance RPP13-like protein 1. The record is from RefSeq and is a predicted model, not a curated record. Lineage: Eukaryota; Viridiplantae; Streptophyta; Magnoliopsida; Rosales; Cannabaceae. The transcript has 3 exons. Gene Ontology annotation, molecular function: ADP binding. Bases 252 to 3344 code for a protein of 1030 amino acids. Gene Ontology annotation, biological process: defense response to other organism.